Messenger RNA from Magallana angulata, 2795 nucleotides. Its product is annotated as FMRFamide receptor-like. The coding region runs from base 296 to 1576 and encodes 426 amino acids. The record is from RefSeq and is a predicted model, not a curated record. Gene Ontology annotation, biological process: G protein-coupled receptor signaling pathway. The transcript has 2 exons. Gene Ontology annotation, cellular component: membrane. Lineage: Eukaryota; Metazoa; Mollusca; Bivalvia; Ostreida; Ostreidae. Gene Ontology annotation, molecular function: G protein-coupled receptor activity.
UAAUCUAAGUGAAUUAAAUAACCACAGUAAAAUGUAGAAAAACCUCAAAAACCACAGACUUGAAGUGACUAAAUCUGACCCUGGAGGGGAUGCUUUUAAUGCUACUACAGUGAGCUAAGACUUAUAAUACGUAUUUUGGUUACACUGGAGACUGCGAACAUAACAUGGAUUAAGCCAUGGAGUCAUUACGACAACAAAAUACAGGUCCACAGUUGCAUUGAAGAAAUGUAAUCCAUCUUCUUCGAUCCUCAAAAAACAACAUUUUCCGAUCAACUAUUCAAGCUAGGCACCAAUCAUGGCUAACAACUUGUCUUCUAUCAUUGGAAUGAUGAACAUGACAGACCCAGGGUAUGCCAUAGCAUCAACUAUCAACAGCACGGCAGAUAACCUGACCACUACCCUACCCCCUUCGGCUUCUGUGACCCAGGUUUACCAAGUGGUGGGACAAAUAACUUACACCUACUUAGGACCUAUUAUAUGUGCCAUGGGAAUGCUGUUCAACAUCAUAAACUUUGCUGUGCUCAUGCAGCAUCAGCUGAAAGAGUCUCCCUACACGUACCUCACGGGAUUAGCAAUGGUCGACUUCUCGGCUCUGACUCUCUCCUUUAUCUACAUGGUCUUCUCCCACAAGACAAUUGGGAAAUACUGGAAAUAUUAUGACGCUUACAUUUUCCUCCCAAUUGUCAAUGUCUGUGUCACCUCUAGCGUGUGGAUAAUUGUCUUGUUGACAAUAGAACGAUUCUUAUUCGUAAGGCACCCACUUUGGGCCAAAGCUAAAUGCGACCGAGCUAGUGCUAAAGUCAAGAUCCUGGGAAUAGUUGGGUUGGCAGUGGUAUUCAACAUCCCAAGAUUCCUACUGUUUAAAGUCCAUGAGCCCCGUCCAGGAAUCUGGGCUUUGGAGCAUACAGAAUUCCGCAGGAGCGACGACUUCUUUGGGAUCAACUGGGUGUACAGCAUCACUGUACAAAUUCUGCCCCUUAUCAUCCUACUUUUUGCUAACACUUACCUAGUGUAUGCUGUAAUGAGGGCUCGUAAGCAACGCGAACAGCUACAGAUCCGCAACAACAAAGAAGCAACCUGGUAUCGAGACCAGGUCCGUCUAACCAUUACUCUGAUCAGCAUUGUUUGUUUGUUCAUAGUCUGCAUAUUACCUUCUGCAUUCUCGGACUUCCCCAUUGCAUACUUUUUCUUUGGCAGAGGCAUCCCAGUAAAAGAGUUCCGUACAUCCAAUUUUUACCUCAUUCUGCAGUACAUAGCUAACGUCUUAGUGUGGUGCAACCUCUCCCUCAACUUUGUGCUGUACUGUGCAUUCAAUGAAAAGUUCCGCCGUGUGAUGCGUCACAUGAUCAAAAGGUGGCUGAAGUUGAGCUGCAUCAAGCAGUCCUACAGGCCGUUCAAAGUCAGCUUCAACAUCAAUGGAAUUACAAGAAAUAACAGUAGUCAGACCAAUAGCCUGACACAACAAACCAAGUGCUCAAUGAGCAUGGGCGGCCAAGAGAUUCUCAAGAUGGAUAAGGUAGAUCACUCCAUUAGUCAAACCACAGCUUUAUUUGACAAAAGUGAAGCUGAGAACUGAAUAUCUUUGUGUUCUGUAUUUGCGCACUAAGGACUCUCCUGUCAGGACAAGAGCGACAAGAUUCAAAUCUUAACACUAUAUGUACAAUAAUCAAAAUUUUUUUUUGCUUUGCAUUGAAUUGACCUCAGUUCAAUAUAAAAAUGAAAUUUAUGCUUAUGGUCUAUUGUUCACUUUCAAUGUUUUUGAUGAUGUCUAUUUCAUGUCUUUUAUUCAGGGACUUUGCUAAUACAUGUAUGUCAUAAAAAUAGUUUUCAGAUAAACUGAGUUAUUCCCCUUUGCUUCCAUGCUGGCAGUCAACAACAGGUUUUUUCCCAAACCAAAAUCUAAACAUCUGGGUCAAAAAUAUCUUGAAAAAAAUUCUAAGAAUAUCAAAUUAAUUUUAUAAAAGGCUUUAACUUACAAACACUAUAUCCUGAAGAAAAAACACCAACUGUUUUAAACACUUUAGAAUAAGAAUGUUGACCUUUAAAUGUAUAACACCUCCCCUCCCCCCCCCCCCCCCGAAAUAAAUAGUACUAAAUCUACAUCUUUUGGUAGCUAUAUAUUGAGAAAUCAAAAACAAGUGGCUCGAUCAACCUAAAGGCCUUACUUUAUUACAUGUAAAUGUUAAAAUAACGAUAAUAAUGAUCAUAUAUGUCUUUAUUAGAAUCAAAACCUAACUUGACAAUAACUAGGGCAAAUUACUUUAUAUUUUUAUUCAUAGAGUAGAUGGCAUCCACUGUAGUAUAGUUUAUAUGUAUAUAAAAAUUAUGUUAUAUUGUCUUCUAUAUAAUGUUGAUAACUCAAUGUUUAUAUGUUGAUACUUGAUGUUGUUUUUUUAUCAACGUUAUUCACGAUGAAUGAGACAAAUGUAUUUAUAUUACCCAAAGCCCAUAGAUGCUGAAAGAAUUAGUCCACCUUUAAAAGAAAAUAAAAAACCCUCUCCCCUCUAUUAUGCUUGCAUUACACUUCCUGACCAUCAAAGACUUUCUAUGAUGAAGAAAGAAAGACCAAGUCUACUGCUAUGAAGGAUUUUCAGAUACACUUAUAACGUAAAUGCCAUCAUAAUAUUUUCAUCCCCUGUUUUCAGAAAAAUUGAACUAUUUGUAUCUAAAUGACAUAAUAGUCUAUUUUGUAAUACGUACAUCAUGUGCUCUAAUUGUUAUUUGUUGUCAGAUCAUACUAUGUACAUAUAUCCCGGUAUGUCAAAAUGAAAAAUAAAAAUAUCCUUGUUACCAAA